GUAUAUGCUACGGGCAGUUACAUUGGCUGCAGGCUCUCUGUGCGAUACGAUGUCUUCCUCCUCCUCCAUGCAGAUCUCUCCACCGCAAGAAGGCUACGAUGCCAAAACCAACGAAGAGCUCUACCAGCGGUUCACCAACUUGGUGUCCUCCUGGCCGUGCUCCGCAGCCCUCUCCAAUUACCAGCUCUACCGGCACGACAAUGGCUGGCACAGCAGCCUGGCUCCAAUGGUCGGCACCAUGGUCGCCGACGCAUGCUUCGCCGCGCGCCCCUCGGACGUCAUCGUGGCCACGCUGCCCAAGUCCGGCACGACGUGGAUCAAGGCGCUCCUCUACUCCACGGUGCACCGGAGGGAGCACCCCGCGGACUCCCCCGGCCACCCGUUCAACACCCACGGUCCUCACGAGUGCAUCAAGUUUCUCGAGUACCAGCUCUACACGAGGAACAGGAUCCCGGACCUCGACGAGCUCCCGGACCCAAGGCUCUUCGCCACGCACGUCCCAUUCGUGUCGCUGCCGAGGUCAGUCAUGGCGUCGGGCUGCAGGAUCGUGUACGUGUGCCGCGACCCCAAGGACACCCUGAUCUCGCAGUGGAACUUCGCCAACAAGUUCAGGGUCAGGGACGGACUGGAGCCGCUCACCGUCGAGGCCGCCGCCGACUACUUCUGCGACGGCGCGUCGCCGUUCGGGCCGUGCUGGGACCAUGUCCUCGGGUACUGGAGGGCGCACUUGGCGAACCCGGAGCAGGUGCUCUUCUUCAGGUACGAAGAGAUGAGUCGAGACCCCGCGACGCAUGUGCGGAGGCUGGCGGAGUUUGUUGGAUGUCCGUUCAGCGUGGAGGAGGAGGAAGACGGCGUGGUGGACGCCAUCGUCAAGCUGUGCUCGUUUGAGCACAUGGCCGGGCUCGAAGCGACCAAGGGCGGCAAGACAGAGCUCACGUUCGGCGUUGUGGAGAACAGCUCGUUCUUCCGGCGCGGCCAGGUCGGGGACUGGGAGAAUCAUCUGUCGCCGGAGACGGCGGGAAAGAUCGAUGCCAUCACGGAGGCCAAGUUUAAGGGCUCCGGUCUCUCUGUGUAGAUGGUGCAUGUCACUCAAUAUCAUUUGCAGAUUUGUUUGCAAAUUCACCCCUCUUGAGAUUUUACCGUCAAUGUACCAUGAACUUAUAAAGUACCAAUAAUCAUACGUUCUGCAAUAGGUUCAGUUGGAAA
This is a messenger RNA of Hordeum vulgare subsp. vulgare (domesticated barley), 1206 nucleotides long. Its product is annotated as cytosolic sulfotransferase 8-like. The transcript has a single exon. The record is from RefSeq and is a predicted model, not a curated record. The coding region runs from base 5 to 1075 and encodes 356 amino acids. Gene Ontology annotation, biological process: sulfation. Gene Ontology annotation, molecular function: sulfotransferase activity. Gene Ontology annotation, cellular component: cytoplasm. NCBI's taxonomy places the organism in Eukaryota, Viridiplantae, Streptophyta, Magnoliopsida, Poales, Poaceae.